UGAGGUUAUGAUUGGGAGUAUGCGUAAGAAAAUAAAGCCGGAAAGCCUUUAGUAAAUUAAAGGUGAAGGCAGAGGAAAUAUAAUAGAUAUCUGACUGGAGCAAAUAAGAUAUCCUGAGGACAGCAUGGCAAAAAAAGACUACGAUUCCCAGUGGUUACAGCGUCUGAGAAGCGCUGCUUUCUGGGAGUGGUAGUGUCUAGGAACUGUGUUUGGAGUAUCGGUUCGGAAGACAACCUCUUAAAAUUAAAAAGAGAUAGAAACAGUUUGAAUUGGGCCUUUCCGUAUCUUCAUAAUCGACCACAGGCCUAAAUAUAUUAAAAGAAAUUUUAAAAAUUAGGGACACUCCGCCUUUAAAACUAUGCUUCACUAAUCGAUGAUUCCUAAAUCUAGGAAUAGGUAGUUGAUGUUUGUGGGCUGGGUCUCUGUGUAAGAGCAGCCUCGUGCUUGUCUCGUUGCUGUGGAGGCCGGAGGAAGGAAAGCGGAAGCCCAGAAGACUGCAUCUUCUCGCGUAUCUGUGCAAGUUAAUUUUGAGCUGCCUCUUUUUGUAGUCUUAAGAGACCAGAGAGCCUGUUGUCUGACUAUUACCCCUUACGUUUCUGUAGACAAGCCUUGUGUGUACUCCUAGCCAUGGCUCAGCUCCAGACACGCUUCUUCACUGACAACAAGAAAUAUGCGGUAGAUGAUGUUCCCUUCUCAAUUCCUGCAGCCUCUGAAAUUGCUGACCUUAGUAACAUCAUCAAUAAAUUGCUGGAGGCCAAAAAUGAGUUCCACAAACAUGUGGAGUUCGAUUUCCUUAUCAAGGGCCAGUUUCUGCGAAUGCCCUUGCUCAAACACAUGGAACUGGAAAACAUCUCAUCAGAAGAGGUUGUGGAAUUGGAAUAUGUGGAGAAGUACACUGCCCCUCAGCCAGAGCAAUGCAUGUUCCACGAUGACUGGAUCAGUUCUGUCCGAGGGGCAGAGGAAUGGAUCUUGACUGGUUCUUAUGAUAAGACUUCUCGGAUCUGGUCCUUGGAAGGAAAGUCAAUAAUGACAAUUGUGGGACAUACAGACGUUGUAAAAGAUGUGGCCUGGGUGAAAAAAGAUAGUUUGUCUUGCCUACUACUGAGUGCUUCUAUGGAUCAGACGAUUCUCUUAUGGGAGUGGAACGUGGAGAGAAACAAAGUGAAAGCCCUGCACUGCUGCAGAGGCCAUGCUGGAAGUGUGGAUUCUAUAGCUGUUGAUAGCACGGGAACUAAAUUUUGCAGUGGCUCCUGGGAUAAGAUGCUAAAGAUCUGGUCUACAGAAGGAACAAUUAGAAGAGAAAGAGUUGGAGGAGGGAGGACUCUUAGAGGAAGGUGCCUUGAUAAUAGGAGAAAAGAGGGGGAAGACCCACAGAUAUUUAAAUUAAAAAGAACUGGUAGUCUAGAAUUAUUUAAACAGACUCCCAUAGUGACCCUCUCUGGCCACAAGGAAGCAAUUUCUUCGGUUCUAUGGUCAGAUGCUGAAGAAAUCUGCAGUGCAUCUUGGGACCACACAAUUAGGGUGUGGGAUGUAGAGUCUGGCAGUCUUAAGUCAACUUUGACAGGAAAUAAGGUGUUUAAUUGUAUCUCCUAUUCUCCACUUUGUAAACGUUUAGCAUCUGGAAGCACAGAUAGGCAUAUCAGACUGUGGGAUCCCCGAACUAAAGAUGGUUCUUUGGUGUCGCUGUCCCUAACCUCACAUACAGGCUGGGUCACAUCAUUAAAGUGGUCUCCUACCCACGAGCAGCAGCUGAUUUCAGGUUCUUUAGAUAAUAUCGUCAAACUGUGGGAUACAAGAAGUUGUAAAGCUCCUCUCUAUGAUCUGGCUGCUCAUGAAGAUAAAGUUCUGAGUGUAGACUGGACAGACACAGGGUUACUUCUGAGUGGAGGAGCAGACAAUAAAUUGUAUUCCUACAGAUAUUCACCUACUACUUCUCAUGUGGGGGCAUGAAAGUGAAUGAUAAAUUUGACUCCAGAGAUUGUUUCUGUAAAUGAAAUUGAUAAAGAAGCUUCAGAUUACAUCAGUGACGGUUCAGAAAGCAGCCUCUUUAAGUUUAUAUAAUGUUUUCACCCUUGAUAAUAGCUAUCACUGUCUAUUUCUUUAUUUUAUAUUUAUUAUACAAUAGUUUGUUGUUAAAAUUUAAAUGUGACCUGCUCUCUCUGCCAUAUGCAAACUCUGAAAGUAAACUGAGUUUUUUUAUUUCCUUUUAUAGGUAUUGGUUUGAAUUAAGAUUUGCUUUUGAAAUGCUGUAAAAGCAUAUAUUAAAAAUAUAGUAAUUGUCCAGAUUUUUA
Molecule: messenger RNA, 2291 nt
Organism: Leptonychotes weddellii (Weddell seal)
Lineage: Eukaryota; Metazoa; Chordata; Mammalia; Carnivora; Phocidae
Source: RefSeq, a predicted model, not a curated record